AUGAUUGCCGUUGCCAUUACCGCUUUUUCCCAUGAAAGUAGCAUAUCUUUUGCCCAAGAGAUUGAAGGUGGCGUGGACUUUCAAGGCCAAUCGUGUGGACCGCGUCGUUUCGUGUACUUCCCCGACUUUCAAGUGAAUCCGGACUUUGGUGUCUGUGUGGAUGUUUGCCCACGUACUGCUGGACAAGUCAUUACGAUUCACUUACCGUUAGAAGCUGGAAUGGGAGUCGGAAUCAAGUCAGGUGCACUGUCUCCAGUUCACUUUACGUCAUACGCUUCACAUCCACGAGCAUAUGUGUGUGCGCCAGCAGGAGUGAAUCUGCAGCAAGUGACGAUUUUGCAGUUGCAGGACACUAUUGGACGCUUUGUAGGGGCUCUUGCAAGUUGCUGGCAGGUGCUGAUUAUCGCCUCGGGAAUCGCUCUGUCAACGGCGGGGUUGUAUCUUGUGAUGUUGCGAUUCUGCGGCUGCGUCAGCGUCUUGCUCUCGACGGUGGCGAUUGAAUCAACAUUGGCAUUCAGCAGCUAUCGGCUGCUACGUGCGGCAGCCGACCCAUUGUUGUACGAAGACGACCCGGUCAUGUUGAGCUCGCUUCAGAUCAGUUCGGUCGUCAUGUGUUGCGCAGCAGUUCUCUUUCUAUUGUUUGCAGUGGUGAACAUGCCUCGCCUUCUACUUGCUGGCGCGUUUAUCACGCAUGCAUCACGCGCGCUGUCCCAGCUAAAGCGGCUACUUGUGCUGCCGUUCAUCACCUAUGUGCUGUUGCUGCUAUUGUUUGGAUGGGGAAUCCUCGUGACAGUCUGCAUUUUCGGAGCUGGGGAAAUGUCGACCCGUAUCGCAACCAUCGCCGCUGCCUCUCCAGCCUACAUCAGUGUCGCAACCGAGUCGUUUCAAGCGAGCACGAAGCUUCGAUGGCUUUUCAUCUACCAUCUUUUCGGCAUGUACUGGUCGGUGAACUUUGUCCUAUCGACAAGUGAGAUGAUCACUGCGACAGCAAUUUCGCUGUGGUAUUUCUCUCCUGAGAAUCGGAUGACAGGACUGAAGGACUUUCAAAUGGCAGACCCAGUGUCGUACUCAGUGCACAUGACUAUCAAGUACCAUCUCGGAACGUUAGCAUUAAGCUCGUGUUCUGUCGCGCCUGUGGAGCACAUCCGCUCGUUUCUCUUGUACCUCAAACACAAGAAUGAAUUUGAGGCCAACACUUUCACGAAAGUCAUGGCCAGGUGCUGUUGUUGCUGCAUUUGGUGUUUUAAGUACUGCCUCAGGUAUAUCUGCAAAGAAGCUGUCUACGUCACUGCAAUCCAAGGUACCAGUUUUCGCACAUCUGGGAAGCUAGCUUGCACGCUGAUCUCCUCCAAUUUGCUCCGUGUUGGAGCGCUUAGUCAGAUCGGUUACGCGUCGGUGCUUCUGGGCAAAUUAAUUGUUUGUACCAUCACAAGCCUCAUCUCGUGGUUUCUUCUGGACAAUGCUUCUUCUCCCAUACUGCCACUGGUCGUCGUCGUGCUGUUCUCUUAUGGUGCAGCUCAUACAUUCAUGACGAUCUACGAGACAUCCAUCAAUAUGCUGCUUAUGUGCUUCAUACUCGACGAGAACUUGCAUGGCGGUCGGAGCAACUCGGUGCACGCUCCAGCACCUUUGAUCCAAUCGGUGAAUGACCAUUUGCGACCGAAAUGGCAAACGGUCAUGUAG
This is a messenger RNA of Peronospora matthiolae, 1683 nucleotides long. Lineage: Eukaryota; Oomycota; Peronosporomycetes; Peronosporales; Peronosporaceae. The record is from the annotation of a GenBank genome assembly.